This is a messenger RNA of Notodromas monacha, 1275 nucleotides long. NCBI's taxonomy places the organism in Eukaryota, Metazoa, Arthropoda, Ostracoda, Podocopida, Cyprididae. The record is from the annotation of a GenBank genome assembly.
AUGAUGGACAUUCAAGAACUCCGGGUUGCGCUUCCUUCGCACAAAGACCUCGUGCGACUUGCGACUCAAUUUUCUCCAAUUCUACACCCGGGCUUCGAAGAAAUGCUAGUAUUCGUCAUCGAAGAAUUGUUUGAAGAUCGUUUCAGCGCAGAAGUUCAAGAAAAAUCGGCUGCUUUGGUAGAUUACAUCUGGGAGCGGUUGAACAUGGGCCACUGGGCUGAUAUUCCUUCAGAUUUGCGACGAUGUUAUUCCCUAUCGUCGUUAGGCAAAAUUGUUACUUCUGCUCGAAAUAAGGACUGGAAAAGUGCUCUUCGUGCUUGUGACAUGGCAUUAAUGAUGGGAGCUCCUUUCAAUGAGGAAAACCUUCUCGGAAAUCUGGCUGAUAAGAUCUGUGCUUCUCUAACUGAGAAUAUAAGCUUUGAAGCGUUUGUGAAGGACUCGCGGACGCCGUUUCCGGAAGUCGAAAGCUUCCGGAAAGAUUUCAUGCUGCUUGAGGAACUUCAGCGUCUUGAAUGCCCGUCAAUAGAAACCUUCGUCAGAGAUUUCGUGGUACCCGGAAAACCAGUUGUGAUUGAAAAGGCAGUGGAACAUUGGACUGCACGGGAAUGGUCUUUGCAGAGGCUGUUGAAGCUUGCAGGAAAGCGCUUGAUCCCUGUCGAAUUGGGUUCCAAGUACACUGACGAAGAUUGGUCCCAGGGUUUGAUGUUGUUUGAGGACUUCGUGAGCAAAUACGUGGUGCCUGAGAACCCGGAACAAGUUGCGUAUUUGGCCCAGUUCGACCUGUUCGCGCAUGUGCCGUGUCUGAGAGACGAUUUUAUGGUGCCUGAUUACUGUCUUCAAGAACCGGAGAAGGUUGACAUAAACGCGUGGUUCGGCCCUAAAAACACGGUGUCGCCUCUUCACACGGACCCCCGUGGAAACUGUUUUGUCCAAGUUUUGGGAUCCAAAUACGUCCGAUUGUACUGUAAAGAAGAAACACCUCGACUCUAUGCCCACGACGAAGGUCUUCUGAGCAACACGAGCAGGGUUACAGACGCCGAGAACCCGGAUCUUGUUGAAUUUCCAGACUUCAAACUGGCUGCGGGCUACGAUUGCGUCUUGGGGCCCGGGGAUUUGUUGUACAUCCCGCCUGGGUGUUGGCACUACGUCAAGAGUUUGUCCACUUAUUUGCUGCCGUCUGAUGAUGCGAUCAUCACGAGCUUCUUUGGGAUAUUGGACGUGAUCCUUCCUCCGGCCGACGCCUGCAAUUCCGGAAAGAAGACAUUGUUCGUCUGA